AUGAAUCAAAUUAAAUGUGAAAAAUGUUAAAUUGUUCCUGAGAAAUUUGUAUACUUAGAUUGUGAACAUUCAUUUUGCCUUUCAUGUUUAGCUAAAUUAUUUAAAUAAGUAUAAAAGUAUUAUAAUUAAUCGAUAGCAUGAAAAUUAAAUUCAAUGCAUAACAUGUUUUGACAUAACCAUAUUAGAUGAUGAAACUAUAAAUGCAUUAAUGGAAAUGAAAUUAUAACAAUUAUAGCCUCCAGUCAUAAUCCCUUAUACUACAUCUAAAAAAUAAAAUAAUCAAAAAGACUUAAUUUAAAUUAAAGGUCAUCCAUUUAUUGAAAAACUUAAUGUCUCUAUUGAAAAAUGUUUAGAUAAUAUUCGAAUAAUUUAGUUUGAUAAAUAAAAAAUAAGAGAAAUAUCAAACAAAAUUAAAUCAGAUCUUGAAUCAGAAUUUAAAUCUUUGCAUAUAUAUCUGGAUGAUAAACUUGAAGCAUUUAUGAAUGAAAUUUCAAAAUUUGAAACUUUGAAUUCAACAAAUUUAUAAAAAUAAGAAGAUGGAUUCUAAAUUGAUAUUAAAGAAAUGUAAAUAAUGAAAGAUGAGAUUAAAAGCAUAUUAUAAUAAUAAACUGGAAUUUAAAAUGAUAUUGAAUAAUUUAAAAUUAUUCUAAAUCAGAUUGAUGAAAUUACAAUCAAAACAAAUUAAUAAUAUUAGAGUCAUAUCAAACAAUUUUAAGAUGAAAUAUAUAAAAUACCUCUUAAAUGGACUGAUUUUUCAAGUUCUUAUAAAACAUUUUUCAAUAACUUUGAUUCAACAAAACCCUUAUAAGUUUCAUAAUAAUAAUAAUCAUAGUUUAUAACUGCAAAUCGAUUGGAAAAAAUUCAAUAAUCAUUGGUUAAGUAAAUUUAAUAUUAAAUUUUAGUUAAAUCUCUCAUACAAAUGUCAAACCUAUUAAAACAUCUCAUUAGUCUCAUUUAUCUUUAUGUUCUCCUCCAAGAAAUAGUUUUCUUUAAGAUGAACAUUAAAUACCAAGAAAAUCAAGUCGAAUUGAAUUAAUAAGUAAAUUAUAAAGUCCAGGUGAAAUCAGAGUUAAUUCAAUGAAUAGAAGAAACACAAGAACUAUGGUUCCAAAUCUUAAUUUGGCAGGAAUUUCGUUUAUUAAAUGACAUUUAAAUAUAUAUUUAGUAUUUUUAAAGGUUAAUUGUUAAUCAUAUAUAAUAAAACAACUAAAUAAAAAAAUAAAAAAAUAAAUAAUUGGUAAUGUUGGUUAAUACUCUUAGAAGUUAAAGAUUUAAAAGAUGAAAAAGUUAAUCUGACUUCAAAUUCAGUUAAAUUUUGAAUCAAUUUCAGAUAGAAUAACUUAUAUAAAGAUUAAAUAUCAUAUUUAUUCUUCUCAGAAAGUUAUAUCAACUUGAAAUUGUAAAAUUUUAANCCUUAUACUACAUCUAAAAAAUAAAAUAAUCAAAAAGACUUAAUUUAAAUUAAAGGUCAUCCAUUUAUUGAAAAACUUAAUGUCUCUAUUGAAAAAUGUUUAGAUAAUAUUCGAAUAAUUUAGUUUGAUAAAUAAAAAAUAAGAGAAAUAUCAAACAAAAUUAAAUCAGAUCUUGAAUCAGAAUUUAAAUCUUUGCAUAUAUAUCUGGAUGAUAAACUUGAAGCAUUUAUGAAUGAAAUUUCAAAAUUUGAAACUUUGAAUUCAACAAAUUUAUAAAAAUAAGAAGAUGGAUUCUAAAUUGAUAUUAAAGAAAUGUAAAUAAUGAAAGAUGAGAUUAAAAGCAUAUUAUAAUAAUAAACUGGAAUUUAAAAUGAUAUUGAAUAAUUUAAAAUUAUUCUAAAUCAGAUUGAUGAAAUUACAAUCAAAACAAAUUAAUAAUAUUAGAGUCAUAUCAAACAAUUUUAAGAUGAAAUAUAUAAAAUACCUCUUAAAUGGACUGAUUUUUCAAGUUCUUAUAAAACAUUUUUCAAUAACUUUGAUUCAACAAAACCCUUAUAAGUUUCAUAAUAAUAAUAAUCAUAGUUUAUAACUGCAAAUCGAUUGGAAAAAAUUCAAUAAUCAUUGGUUAAGUAAAUUUAAUAUUAAAUUUUAGUUAAAUCUCUCAUACAAAUGUCAAACCUAUUAAAACAUCUCAUUAGUCUCAUUUAUCUUUAUGUUCUCCUCCAAGAAAUAGUUUUCUUUAAGAUGAACAUUAAAUACCAAGAAAAUCAAGUCGAAUUGAAUUAAUAAGUAAAUUAUAAAGUCCAGGUGAAAUCAGAGUUAAUUCAAUGAAUAGAAGAAACACAAGAACUAUGGUUCCAAAUCUUAAUUUGGCAGGAAUUUCGUUUAUUAAAUGA
Messenger RNA from Paramecium pentaurelia, 2308 nucleotides. The record is from the annotation of a GenBank genome assembly. Lineage: Eukaryota; Ciliophora; Oligohymenophorea; Peniculida; Parameciidae.